Messenger RNA from Somion occarium, 921 nucleotides. NCBI's taxonomy places the organism in Eukaryota, Fungi, Basidiomycota, Agaricomycetes, Polyporales, Cerrenaceae. The record is from the annotation of a GenBank genome assembly.
CUGAGAUCUGCAAACCCCAGUCGAUCUCUUUUAGGGAGGUUCACACUUUAGGCGCUGUGAACCUGCGGGGGGUUCACAGCGUCUUUGUGACUUUGACGGUUCUCCGCUGGAGAACCCCCAAUUGCCUAUUUGGGAAUGAUCGCGCGAACGCGCGGCCGCUGCAGGCCCCUGAGCUGCCAGUUGGCUCUCUCCUCGACCGCCACCAACUGCUGCUGCCUGCGCGCGACGACCGCCGGCGCCAUGCGAGUCGUUGACCCACCAAACCCUGCACCACCUCUCAUCUUUCACUUCAGCAAUAUCGAUCCUGCACUUCUCACAGAUGCCGCAGGCCCGCCGCUUCCUUUCCAACCACAAAACCUGCCUUAUGGGGCACCAGGGUACCCACGAGCUCGAGAAGACGAUGCUCGCGCCGGGAUGCAUCUGCAGUCACAGGCCGAUGGUGUGCAAGGUGGAGAUCGGCCGCCGGCAGAGAUGGAGCCAAGCAUGGCUGUUGGUGGGGAAAAGCGAGGUCGGGACAAUGCAGCUGCAUCGGCUGAUGAAGGUGUGAGUGCGAAGCGUGCCCGGAGAGCGGGAGGUACACUGAUCGCACUGACAUACUCUGAUAUGCGCACAGAGGAGCUGAAAGCUCUCUGUCGUGAGCGCAAGCUCUGUGUCAGUGGUAGGAAGGCUGAGCUUGUGCAGUGACUUCAGAUGGCCGACUUGACAGCCACCACUGCACCUAUGCAAGUGACUGCUACCAUGGGAGAUUCCACGGCAGCCUCAGUGACCACCUCCAUGCCAUCUGACUGUCCUGCACCUUUGGUCAGUGAGCAAGAUGGCAGCAGCUCUGACAUCAAUGACGCUUCCAGCAUUGAUCCCAUGUGUGCUGGUGGACUCCUGGAGUCCUUCCGAGCAGGUUUCGAUGGUGAUGAAGAAGAGGAG